Messenger RNA from Panicum virgatum (switchgrass), 1355 nucleotides. RefSeq names its product phosphoenolpyruvate carboxylase kinase 2-like. Bases 70 to 966 code for a protein of 298 amino acids. The record is from RefSeq and is a predicted model, not a curated record. Gene Ontology annotation, cellular component: nucleus; cytoplasm. Gene Ontology annotation, biological process: peptidyl-serine phosphorylation; protein autophosphorylation; intracellular signal transduction. NCBI's taxonomy places the organism in Eukaryota, Viridiplantae, Streptophyta, Magnoliopsida, Poales, Poaceae. The transcript is spliced from 2 exons. Gene Ontology annotation, molecular function: ATP binding; calcium-dependent protein serine/threonine kinase activity; calcium/calmodulin-dependent protein kinase activity.
CCCCAGAUCGAGGUAACCCAAAAAUUCAGAAGAACUCUAAUUCAGAAAAACCGAAGAAAUUACUGAAGUAUGAGUGGGGAGCUGAAGAGGGACUACGAGAUCGGCGAGGAGAUCGGUCGCGGCCGCUUCGGGGUGGUCCACCGGUGCACGUCCCGCGCCACCGGCGAGGCCUUCGCCGUCAAGUCCGUGGACCGUUCGCAGCUGGCCGACGACCUCGACCGCGAGCUCGCGCAGCUGGAGCCGAAGCUGGCUCAGCUCGCCAGCGCGGGCAACCCCGGCGUGGUGCAGGUGCACGCGGUGUACGAGGACGAGGCGUGGACGCACACGGUGAUGGACCUGUGCACGGGCCCGGACCUGCUCGACUGGAUGGGCCUCCGCCGCGGCGAGCCGGUGCCGGAGCCCGUGGCGGCCGCCAUCGUGGCGCAGCUCGCCCAGGCGCUGGCGCUGUGCCACCGCCGCGGGGUGGCGCACCGCGACGUCAAGCCCGACAACAUCCUCAUCAACGCCGCCGCCGAGGAGGACGAGGAGGAGGAGGACGGCCGCGGGGCGGCGCCGCGCGCGCGCCUGGCGGACUUCGGGUCCGCGGCGUGGGUGGGCGCGGGGGGCCUGGGCCGCGCGGAGGGGCUGGUGGGGACGCCCCACUACGUGGCCCCCGAGGUGGUGGCCGGCGGCGAGUACGGCGCCAAGGCCGACGUGUGGAGCGCCGGGGUGGUGAUGUACGCGCUGCUGUCCGGCGGCGCGCUCCCCUUCGUCGGCGAGAGCGCCGCGGAGGUGCUGGCGGCCGUGAUGCGCGGCAGCGUGCGGUUCCAGCCCAGGCUGUUCGGCGGCGUGUCCCCGGCGGCCAAGGACCUGAUGCGGCGCAUGAUCUGCCGCGACGAGUGGAGGAGGUUCACCGCCGAGCAGGUCCUCGCUCACCCGUGGAUCGUGACCGGCGGCGGAGCCCGGGCAAUGGAGCAGCCGACCUGAGGAGACAUACCCCCCCACCGGCGGACCAUGGCCAGCGGGCGGGCGUGUAUCGCCGUACAGAUAAGAUACGGCGACGAAUACCGACGUUGUGUAUACGGUUUUGUACGUACGGACUACGGAGCAGGGAUGUACGCUGCCGCCGGCUGCAGAGUAGCAUCGCGUCCCGGUGCCGCCGCAGCAGAGCAGGUCGAUCGGCGACGAAGCUUCCAGGCUUCUGGUUCUCUUCGCCCGGUUUUUGGGAUGCUCUUUUGCCUAACAGAGCGCCCUUCCGGUUUUCGGCUCUUUUUUUUUUGAAGUACUUUAGUAGCUGGGUGUAUAUACACUGACCGUCUUGUAUAAAUGGAAGCUUGAAUAAUAAACGGAGCCGGCCCUCGCGCUCCCUUUCCAUA